This is a messenger RNA of Cygnus olor (mute swan), 4001 nucleotides long. RefSeq names its product RAD9 checkpoint clamp component B (gene RAD9B). The record is from RefSeq and is a predicted model, not a curated record. The transcript is spliced from 11 exons. Gene Ontology annotation, biological process: mitotic intra-S DNA damage checkpoint signaling; DNA repair; DNA replication checkpoint signaling. NCBI's taxonomy places the organism in Eukaryota, Metazoa, Chordata, Aves, Anseriformes, Anatidae. Bases 99 to 1355 code for a protein of 418 amino acids. Gene Ontology annotation, cellular component: checkpoint clamp complex.
GCGCCUCCGCUGGGCCAAGCCGGCCCCGAACGCGUUUCUCCGCCGCCCGCCCCCCUGCGGCUGCAUCCGGGGCCCGCCGUGAGGGGAAGGGCGCGGCCAUGAGGGGGGUGCUCGGGGGGGCUCCCCUCAGAGUAUUUGGAAAAGCAAUACACGCCAUAGCACGUAUUAGCGAUGAGUUUUGCUUUGACCCCUUAGAAAAAGGUCUUGCCUUAAGAUCAGUGAAUUCUUCAAGGUCAGCGUAUGCGUACAUCUUCUUCUCAUCUAUGUUUUUUCAACAUUACUGCUGGACAGCUGUGUCUCAGCCAUGUCAGAAAGAAAAACAGUUAUCACUUCCAUGUAAAUUAUUCAUUAAGUCAGUUCUUCCUGUAUUUAGAUGUGUAAAUGUGCUGGAAAGGAAUGUAGAGAAAUGCAGCAUUUAUACAAAUACUAAUGAGCAUCACAUAACUUUUCAGCUUCUCUGCAGAAAUGGUAUUAUAAAAACAUAUAAUCUGACUUUCCAAGAAUGUGAUCCACUGCAGGCUGUUUUUGCAAAGCACAUGUGUCCGAACAUACUUAAAGUCCACUCCAGGCUGCUGGCUGAUAUAAUGAUCCACUUUCCAACCAGUCAAGAGGAAGUAACUUUAUCGGUUACUCCAAUGAAGGUUUGUUUCAGGAGUUACGCUGAGGAAGACGCUGACUUUUCAAAGACAAUGCUUACUGAAAUACAGCUAAAUCCAGAUGAAUUUGACUACUUCCAAGUUGGAGUAGAUUCUGAAGUGACAUUUUGCCUUAAAGAAUUGAGGGGACUACUGGCAUUUUCCGAAGCUACCCACGGUCCUGUCUCAAUCCAUUUUGACAUAUCUGGGAAACCAGUUGCUUUCAGCAUUGAAGACAUGGUGCUGGAAGCCAGCUUUAUUUUGGCUACGUUGUCUGACAUCGACAAUGGGACAGCUUCCCAGGAGCCCACGUGCUGUUCACGGAUUCCAGAAAGCUCAAAGGUGUACAUGGGCAAAUCUGAAAACUCCUCCAUGGAUAAGGACUGUAAUGCAGAAGCAGUUGCUUCCAAAAAGCCACGGCAGAAUGAAAAUGAACAGAACUCAGAGCCAGUGGCACCUGCAAGUCCUGUGGCAAAACAGAAUACAUGGAACUCGGGGAACGUUUUGAAACAUCUUGAGGGAACAGCCAUGCCCGAGACAGAUGACCAAGCAGUGCUGGAAGCAGAGUCAAGAGAAGCUCAUUAUCACAAGUUUCAGUUCUUGUUCUUUGGAGCAGUUUCUCCUAAGAAGGAUGCCAUCAAUCACACCUCCCAUAGUUUAGCAACAGCUAGUGACGCUGAAGAGGAUUUUGGCAACAUGCAGAGCUCCCAAGUUCUCUAGUAACAUGAGGUGUACGAAUCCAAGACUAACGUGGACCGCCUUGAAAGACAGAAGCGUAUUUGACAUGGUGUAGAGCAGUUUCUAGCCUUAGAAAGAAGUUUAAUUCUGUUACAAAAACGUCCUGCAGUUCUUAGGCAAGCUGGAACUUGAUGGACGCUACUUGUUUGGUAAAUUGCAUUUCACUAACAUCUAUUGUCAAAGUCUGGGAAGUGGAUGGAAAUUCCACUUAAGUGUGUUUGUUUUUUUUUCCCCUCCAAGGGGAAUGUACCAAAAGGACAGAACUACUUGGUACAGAGCACUCUAUCAUUUCCUGCCAUGUCAGUACCAGUUAAAUGUUUAUUCUCUACAUUAAGCACCAGUACUAAUCAUUUUAAAGCCGUAGCUGCUGUCAUAAUAUAAAUUUAGGUCAUUUAGAUUUGUAUAUGUGUUCUGUAGACACAUUGCUUUGCAUGUUCAGCUUUCCAGUCUCACAAGAGAAUUCAAACUGCGUUAGCACUUCAGACAAAUUAAGCUACUGUUGUAAAGUCAGAAGCUCUGAAUAGGAAACCCACCUACUGCAGCACCGCCAAAUAAAUACAUUAUUGCUAUAUAACAACUGGUAUUCUUACAGAAAUUUUGUAGAAGUAGGAUUUAGCUGAAUAAAUGCAUUUCUAUGACAACUUUGGUUAAAGAAAUAAAAAUUGUGAUUAAAAAAUGAUUUGAAAACACAGCUUAUGAGUUCUUGUGUUUCAGCCUUGAGUUGUUCUUUUCCCUUCCCUCACCUCCUCCAGCAGAAGUCAGUGACGGGGCUCUCUGGCCCUGUUCACUACAUCUCAACAACAAGCCACAAAACUGCUUGCAGCCACUUUCCUGGGGAGAGAACGUCCACAAAUGCUUUUUGGUGCAGCAGGAUAAUGGAUCAAUGUGAUUUAUACUGAACAGAGCUGGAGAUCUGUACAACAGCAGGGCACACAUUUGCUCACUGCUAAACAAGCUUGCAGAGAAAAUUACCGUGUAGUAUUUCCAAAGUCACACUCAAAAUACUGACAUUUCCAAUCUUUGGUUGAUUUAAAAGACAGUUAUUCUGCUUGCCAAACUCUUGCAGAGGAGUUCUGUGUAGUGGGGCAUGGCAUCACUUACAGACAGAUUUGAGGACACCGCGGAGCUCUGAACAAGAGCCAGACACCUUAAGUGGUGGCUGGGCAGCUCUGUGCUACCAGCAACGUCACUGCAGCAACGAACAGAAUUUUUGCAGUCAACUUUACUUUAAAAAACACAUUUUAGUAUAAAUACUAUAUUUAUUAAAUAUCUUUACAAUUCAUUUAAAUGUAUUUACAGAACUAUUCCUGCAUAAGUUAUACCUCAGACAUGAAAUUCACAUAAUUGCCUCUUACGUAAGCAUAGAUGAUAGUCUCAUUUUAACAACAACAAAAAAGCAUCCUCAUUAGAUACAGACUCAGAUUUGCUUCAUUAUUUCAGCUAUCUUUGCAAGAACUACUUCAUACAGUCGGUUUCUACACACACACACGAAGUCUGAUUCCUCCCUGGCGAGAGGAUGUCCAUUACAAGAGAUGGAGAUUCCAUCACAGAAUACUUUACAGCUUUGCUAGACCUUCACACCUCUCCCCUCUCCCUUACUCAGUCAUAACUGUCUGGUCCCAAAAUCUUUUUCUUCCCUUCUAUUUAUCUGCCGUACCUUCUUUAGAAACGCAAAGAAAGCAAAUUUAGAGGGAAACUGUAUGCUGGAGGUCUCCCAAAGAUAGCCAUAAAAGUAGCACAGAACCACAGUUUUCCAAUUCACCACAUCUUAGCCCUUUUUCACCCAAAUACCCAGUAACACUGCUGCAGAAAUCCCAACUCCCGCGAGCGCUAUUACCUGUCGUGGUACCGUAGUACUGGUAUCUAAAAAUCUCUUCCUUUUCCUUCAGAUUACUGCUCCCUACCAACCAGCUCCUGACAGCUAACAAAAACCUUCGGCAGCAGCUGAAAUCAGCCUGUUCUCCUUUCAAGCGUGUUUCCAUUACGCAGAACACCUUUCUUGUACGUUCCUCUUAUGAAUAGUCACAAUAAACUAAUUCCUAGGAAGUGUUACUGCUUCAUGCAUCAUUUGAAGUUAUUUUGAUAGUACGGGCCCUGUCGAUCCCUCUUCCAAAAAUUUGUUGUGCGCAGACAGCUUAAGUUCAUAGGAAGAAAUUAGGUUUGAUAUGUUUAGAGUGCACAUCUUAAGAACAAAAACAAAAACAAGCAUGUGAUAAAAAUAUCGAUUCUUUAUAAUACAGUAUUGCUUUAUAAACAGAUGGAAAAGCUAUAAGCUUUACUGGUCUUUGGUGUGUCCAGUGAGGGAUAAACUCAUGAUUUGUAAAUUAAAAUCCAAAUUUGUUCUUUAUUAAAAAAAAUCAUGAUGUGAUAUGAGGCAAAUGGCUUUAUAGAUACUGCUUAGCUAAGAACUGCUUUAACACAGACAGCAAGGCGUAGACUCAAACCCACCAGGCGGCACAGUUUAACUUCUGAGAAGGUGGCAGAAUCUCCCUGAUCCAGGGUUCCAGACCCCGGACCAGCAGAGGCAGAGUACAGCGCAUGCAACAUCUCACUCGGGGGUAAGCACCUUUGCCAUACUCAUUUAUCUGAUCCACAAAUAUUUCUCAAUUUGUACUUCUAGAAAGUGGG